AUGAUGUUUAUCAAAAUAAGUAACAUUCAGAAUUCUAUUACCUAAAUAUAAGNUCAAAAAGGGCUAUAAAAACUAGAAAAAGAUACUCUAAUGAUCAUUAAAAACAAAAAUGUUCACCCACAAGCUCUAUACUAAAAAAUGAAAUAAUUAAAUCAAACAAAAGACCAAGAUGGAGAACUCAUUUAAUCAAUCAAAAUAUUACUCAAAUUACAAACUGAAUUAAAUGGGUUAUCAACACCAUCUUGUCAUAGAAAAACAAGUUCUCAUGCAAGUCAUAGAUAUUCUAAUAAUACAACCAAUACAAAAAGUGAUCAUAGUUCUACUUCAAUUUUGCAAUAAGAAUUUAAAAACUUAAAGAAGUUGUUUUGA
Messenger RNA from Paramecium octaurelia, 369 nucleotides. NCBI's taxonomy places the organism in Eukaryota, Ciliophora, Oligohymenophorea, Peniculida, Parameciidae. The record is from the annotation of a GenBank genome assembly.